Messenger RNA from Melopsittacus undulatus (budgerigar), 2335 nucleotides. RefSeq names its product ring finger protein 4 (gene RNF4). The transcript is spliced from 8 exons. Lineage: Eukaryota; Metazoa; Chordata; Aves; Psittaciformes; Psittaculidae. Bases 200 to 784 code for a protein of 194 amino acids. Gene Ontology annotation, molecular function: zinc ion binding; transcription factor binding. Gene Ontology annotation, cellular component: PML body. The record is from RefSeq and is a predicted model, not a curated record. Gene Ontology annotation, biological process: positive regulation of transcription by RNA polymerase II.
CGGGCGCUACCCGACACCACUGCCGGCCCGGGCGCUGAGGGUUUGGAAGAACCUUGUUCUCAGACAGUGAAUGAUCUGUACUUUUGAACAGAGUGCUACUUGAAGGAGUAAAAGGAAUUGAUACUUGUUGCUUUCUUCCAAUUCUUUUUUUUCAUACUUGAACUUAUUCCUUUCUCUGGGUUUUCAAUUGAGAAAGGCCAUGAGCUCAGGUCAACGCAAGCGCCGUGGAGGAGCAGUUAAUUCCAGGCAAGUUCGGAAGCGAAACAGGCUAAUGGCUUCUACAGCAGAAAUGGCUUCAGAAACAGAGCCAAUAGAGCUUGAAGAAAGUGCUGGUGAAGAAGUAGUAGACCUCACAUGUGAAUCUUCUGAUCCUGUAGUCGUUGAUCUCACUCACAAUGAUUCUGUUGUGAUUGUUGAAGAGAAUCAAGGACAAAGGAGAAAUCUGAGACUCAGAAGCCAGCGACAGUCAGACAGCUGUGUGUUAAGUAGCGAUGACGAAGAUGAAACAAGAGACAAUGAUGUGUAUGUGACACAUAAACUGUCUCGAGAAUUGGGACCACUGGAAGAUGAAACUGCAAGUUCAAAGCCGUCUGGUACUGUUAGCUGUCCAAUUUGCAUGGAUUUCUACUCAGAGAUUGUGCAAAGUGGACGACUGAUUGUGUCAACUAAAUGUGGCCAUGUCUUCUGCAGUCAAUGUCUCCGUGAUUCCCUGAGGAAUGCCAACUCUUGCCCAACCUGCAGGAAGAAACUCACUCACAGACAAUAUCAUCCCAUUUAUAUAUGAGUACUUCAUUUUCUCAGGACAGACUCCACUGGGAUGUUGAGGAAUAUGUCAUGGGUUCACAGUUCUGAAGAAUUAAAGAGCGGCAGGUUCUGCAAAUCCAAACUGUUUUUAUUUGCGAAUAACUUGUACAUGUAUAGACAGGUUUUUUUAUUGUCCAGGCUACAUCUUGUAAUGUCCCUGGUUAUAAUGUUAAAUUUAGGACUGGCUCUAAAUUAGACCAGUGGCCUAUAUCAGAAAGGAAGCAACUAAUGUGUUUCCUUCCACUUUUUGCGUAAGUAAGAGAGGUCUGAAUAUUUUGUUAUUUCUUCCUCUUAAAAUUAUUCCCACCCUCACAUAUAGCUGCGGAAGAGUUACCAUUCAAAACAGACAAGCAAUUUGCCAAAUCCUUAUGCUUUUGCUUUUAUCCUACCACAAGCUCGUCACUAUAUUGCUUUCUGCUAUUCCGUCCUUACCUGAGUAGAGGUCUCUGUUAAACAGACAACAAGGGUAAUGCAAUAGAAUCACCCCUGUUAACCAGCAGUCAGGUCUUUUAAGCAGAAGUCUUGAACACGUGGAUGUCCUUACAAACUCCAUGAGAUCUAACGUAUGUAGACAAAUUGCAGCAUGGGCAAUGUGAAAAUACUACUUGGAAUGUGUUCCUAUAGUGGAAUCACAAUGCUGAAUUUCUCUACUAAUGUGAUGAGGUGGUCCCCUGGGUUUUUGCUGUUAUAUAGCACUCUCUCCUGAUAACUGAGGAGAACAUAGACGUCUCUUGGCUUGCUAGUGACGCAUAAGAAUCAAGUUUGUCUGCUGCCCUCUUGUCAGCUAAAUCCCAAAGUACCCACAGAUCUUGUACCAUAUGAAGUGUCCCCAGCACAAUGCUUCAAGUUCAGUGCAAUUGCUUGACUGUUCUCUUUAGUUGUUACAGUGACACCUGAUGAUUUAGCCUUUAGAAAAGGACUCGGAGACAUGUACCUGGAGAGAGCGUUCUUCUCUUGAAGCAAGGCAGGAACACAGAGGUUUCUGCACUGUUAUCCAGACAGCUGGUCUUGCUUUUGUUCCCUACAGGGCUGAGUUAGAAAUGUCUUCUUCAAAUCUGUUAUAGGUAAAAGCUGCAGGCUGCGAUGUCGAAUCCCAGAAGAUCUGAUAUAAAGAGGAGCUGAUAGAAACAAAUCAUUCUAUGUAGGUGACAUGACUAAAAUUUGUACUCUAUGAUCCACAUGUGCAUCUAUGAAAGGCUCCAAAAUUAAGCUCAGGCCCCUUUUGGCAGCUGGUUGCGCCAGACAACCAGGAUUAGCACUGUUCUGCGCUCUGGACAGCACAGUUGUAGGAUGUGUUUUGGUAGCGUUGGUAUCUGAAGUGUCUUAGCUCACCUCUCUGAGGGAUCUGUGGGAAGCCUUCAAUGCAGACAGCUCUUCUAAUGAGGUGUCUCAAGUUGUGUUUUAAGACUGCAACUCAAAAGUAGAGUGUUUUGCUUUUUGAGGACCUUUAGAGAAGUUUCUGGAUGUAGUCAGGCAGAGCUUUUUUUCCAUGAUGGCUCGCUUAAGAACAGCAAUAUUUUCCCCCCCAACC